GGUGAAGGAGCCAGUGCCAGAGAGGGAGCCUGCAGCAGGGAGAGGCGGGGAAGGACCGCUCAUCCCUUGGGUACUGCAGCCAUCCAGCCAGAGGGGCAGGGAAACCCAUUCCCAGGGAAGAGGGCUCUGCACAGGGCAGGGACCCAGUGGGUUCUGAGCCGAGCCUGCAGCUCCUGUGUCAUCCUCCUCCUUCUCCUCCUCCUCCUCCUUCUCCUCCUCCUCCAGCUGCACGCUGAGGGACCAUGCCGGGCCUCUAUGCCCUCUCCUCCUGGGAGGCUCUACCCCUGAAGAGCUCCACAGUGAAGGCUUGUGCCAACGGAUACACCCUGAGCAUCACUGCUCACCUCAUGUACACCAACCCCCACGAGGAGCCUGUGGAAGGCAUCUUCAUCUACCCGCUGGAGGAGUCGGAGGUGGUGGCCAGCUUUGAGGCAGCGGUGGGCAGCCGGCGGGUGACAUUCCAGGUCCAGAACCGGCACCGGGCACAGGACUGCUGCCUCCAGUGCAGCCCCAGCCCCGGCCGGCCGUGCCGCUGUGCCAGCGGCCACAUUGUCCUGGAUGAAGAUGCAGAGCGCUCCACCUUCAUCAUCGGCACCGGCACACUCUGCCCAUUGGAGAGCCUGGCUGUCACCCUGAGCACAGCGCAGGAGCUGCCCACACUGCCAGACGGGGCCCUGCGCCUCCUCCUGCCUCCCAUCCUCACGCCCCGUGUCCCCGCUGACCCCGAAAGCGAGCCGGCAAGCUUGUGUGACGACAGCCCCACCAGCUGUUUCGGGGGGCCAGGUGCCCGGAGCCAGACACCCACCAAGGCACCCGUGGAGAGCAUGGAUGUCUUUCGGGGACGACCCUACAACCCUUUUCCUUAUGAGUUUGCCUUCGAGCUGCUGGUGAAGGGCCCCUGCUUGCUGGCAGGGCUGGAGAGCCCAUCCCAUGCCCUGAGAGCUGACGCAGAUCCCUGGGCCAGUUCUGCCACCACCACCUGCGUCACCCUGGCUGAGCCCCACCGCUACGAUAGUGACCUGGAGAUCAUCCUCUACCCUUGUGAGCCCCAUCACCCCCACCUGGUGAUUGAGGACGGCACCAUGACAUACCCCGAGUACGAGGCACACAUCCGGAGCCGCCGGGAUUACGUGCGGAUUGCCAGGAAAGACAGCAGUGGCGAGAGACAGGUGGCUUUUGUGCAGAGGCGUUUCCACAAAGACAUCUUCCCCAACCCUGUGCUGAUGCUGAACUUCUGCCCGGUGGUGGAGACCAUCCCUGGGGACCUGCAGAGUGUCACCCGUGAGAUCCUCUUCCUCGUCGACUGCAGCAGCUCCAUGAGCAGCCCAGACCUUGAAAAGGUCAAGGAGGCUUUGCUGGUGGCUCUGAAGAGCCUCCCAUCAGGGACACUGCUCAACAUUGCCGGCUUUGGUGCUGAUGUCAAGCCGCUCUUCCCCUCCAGUCGCCUCUGCAGCAACGAGACCCUGCGCCGUGCCUGUGAGCACCUUGGUGGGCUGCGGGCAGACCCCGGCAGCACCAACCUGCUGGCAGCCCUGGGCUGGGCGCUGGUACAGCCCCUCCACCAUGGAUACCCUCGCCAGCUCUUCCUCUUCACUGGCACAGCGGUGGGCAAUGCAGGCAGGAUCCUCCGGCUGGUGCGCAGACAGGCCAGCACUGUCAGGUGCUUCAGCUUUGGCAUGGGCCCCCGGGUGUGCCAGCAGCUGCUGAAGGGCAUGGCCAGAGUGAGCCGGGGCCGUGCUGAGUUCCUGAGCCCGGCCGAGAGGCUGCAGCCCAAGCUGAUCAAGUCCCUGAAGAAGGCGAUCGAGCCGGCUGUCAGCGACAUCACCAUCGACUGGUACGUCCCUGACAGCAUGGAGGCUCUGCUCUCCCCCACUGAGCUCCCAGCCCUCUACCCUGGCGACCGCCUCGUCAGCUACUGCGUCCUCUACAGCAUCGCCCGCUUUGGCAACAGGCACCAUCCGGGCCGGGAAGGGGCAUGCCAGGGCUCCCGGGGCUCAGCCUUUCCCUCCCAGGAGGAGGUGCCCAGUCCUGGGGAGAGCCGCCAGCCACCCCAGAGCAACCCAGGAUCUGGGGAUGCCUCCCUGGAACUUUUUGCUGGGAGUACAGAGGUGUCAGAGCGGAGUAUGGAUCCCGUAUCAGGGGGAGACAUCUGGAAGCGGAUUUACCAACCCUCCUACAUCCAGGAGCAGUAUGUCCUGACACACUGCUCUGUCAGCACUGACCACAGCCGGGGGCUGCUCUCCCGCAGCUCCACCAGCAGCGAGUCCACUGGCUCUCGGGAUGUAGCCCCCGAGGGAGGCUCCUUGGCCCCUGGUGCGGAUGUCACCUCCCAGCAGGGCCAGAAGAGCCUGUCCCUCUGUGAAUCCUCCACCAAAUCUGCCCCACUGCCCUCCGCCCCGGCUGGCACCAAGGUGACAGUGGCCCUGAGCACGGAGGAGCUGGCGCGACAGAAGAAGGUGCUGGCACGUGCCGCCCUGGCUGGACGCAGCUUUUCCACACCACACGGAGAGCUGGACACCCACCAGCUGUGCCGGGCCCUGGAGAAGGUGUCGCAGAAGAGGAACCAGUCCCUGGAGGGGCAGCUGGAUGAGCUGGGACCCCAGGCACGGCAAACACAGCCCAAUGCAGUGGAGUCAAAUAACCUCCUCUCACCCACACCCCUGGACUGGGACAUGCUGGUGGAGCCCUCCUACCUCUUCAGCACCUCACCAGCACCUGAGCCGAGGCAGCCCAGUCUGGGUGAUGCCAGCCUGCCCCUGCGCUGCCAGGUGGUGAUCCACGGACUACGAGCUGGCAAACCUGUGUCCUGGGAAGUGACAGCCUCACUGGAGUCACUGCUGCACGGGCUGGGCAGGGAGGACCCACUGCGCCGGGGGGGCAAGGCCUGGGACAAGCCAGUGCACCGCUUGGCAGCGCGCUCCGUCAUCCGGGACAAUGAGAGCGCGGCACAGCGGGAAGCUGAGCUGGAGCAGGGUUUCGCCCGCCGGUUUCGCCUGAAAGCUGUGCAAACCAGCAAAGCCUGCAACGUGCCUUCCCUCUACACCCGCCUGGUGCCUGUGGACGGUGCCACACAGGCUGCCCUGCCUGCAGCCCCUGAGGUGUGGAGCACAGCUGGCUCAGCCAACCGGACACGAGCUGCUGCAGCAGGGAGCUGGCACCACCGCAGCUCUUCAGCGGGGCAGGGCCAGCAGCAGGAUGCAGAAGAGCAGGAUGAGGGCCCUGGCACUGCAGAGCGAGAUGGGACCCCCAGGACUCCAGCCAGCAUCUCCUCCCCCACCUAUGGCUGGGAAAAGCGAAACUGCUCAAACGGGCCUCCAUCCAGCCCCUCCACCACCUCCAUGGGCUCCCAGAAAUCCACAGAGAGCAUCGCUGGCUCCAGGUUUAGCCUGAGCAGGCGCAGGGGUCCCAGCCUGGUGCUGCGCCCGCAGUGCCUCAGCCCGGAAAGCGAGCGCUCCAGCAACCAUGCGAUCCAUGACUACCUCCCACUGGUGCAGCUUCAACAAGCCAGGGGGCCAUUCCAGCUCACAGAGAGCUUCUCGGAAGUGGUGCAGAUCCCUCUGGACCGCCUGCGCCGGGCCUCCCCCUACACCUCCCACCGUGCCAGCCUCAGCCCCGUGUCCCCAGGGGCCAGGAGCAGCCCCGAGGCAGGGCCUGCUGGCGAGGAGGGUGAGGAGCCCACCACAGACCCUCAGCCCAGCUCGCCCCCAUCCCGGAGUACUUGCUCCGAGGUGCCCAGUGCAGCCGUGUGGGCACAGGCGGACAGUGGGCACGGCUCCGAGUCCGACACCUGCCCCCACUCAGCUGCCCCCUCCGAGGCUGGUGUGAGCUGUCAGGACAUGGGGCUGGAGGACCUGGAGAGUGCCAGCUGGGCCACAGCGGUGGCCUUGGCAUGGCUGGAGCACCGUUGUGCUGGAUUCUUUGAGGAGUGGGAGCUGGUGGCGGCCAAGGCGGACGCGUGGCUGCAGGCACAGCAGCUGCCCGAGGGGGUGGACGUGGGCUGCCUCAAAGGGGCAGCCAGGCACUUGUUCCUGCUGCUGCGUCACUGGGACGAGAACAUCAAGCUGAACAUGCUGUGCUACAACCCCAACAACGUCUGA
Molecule: messenger RNA, 4097 nt
Organism: Manacus vitellinus (golden-collared manakin)
Lineage: Eukaryota; Metazoa; Chordata; Aves; Passeriformes; Pipridae
Gene: VWA5B2
Product: von Willebrand factor A domain containing 5B2
Exons: 22
Coding region: 243-4097 (1284 amino acids)
Source: RefSeq, a predicted model, not a curated record